AUGUUCACUGGUAUCGUAGAACACAUUGGCACCAUUAUUGAUAUUGUUGAACUUGAUACUACCGCUUCGGGUGGAGGAGGUUGGAGUGUAACUAUAGGUGAAGCAGAACAUGUGUUAACAGAUUGUCAUAUAGGCGAUAGCAUAGCUGUAAAUGGGACAUGUCUGACUGUAACGGAAUUCGAUAAAUCUUCAUUCAAAGUUGGCCUUGCUCCUGAAACUUUACGACGAUCUAAUCUUGGUGAUUUGAAAAUUGGAGAUAAAGUAAAUUUAGAGCGUGCAGUUUCAGCUGUUAUAAGAUUCGGUGGACAUUUCGUACAAGGUCAUGUAGAUUUAACAGCAACAAUUACAUCCAUAACCCCAGAAUCUAAUUCACUCUGGUUCAAAUUCACAUUAGCCGAUCCUUCCUAUCUUCGUUACAUCAUCCAAAAAGGUUACAUUACAAUAGACGGGACUUCGUUGACAGUAUGCGAAGUAAACGAUAAAGAAGCAUGGUUUACAAUCAUGUUGGUUGCACACACGCAAGCACAUGUUACGAUCCCGACAAAAAAAAUUGGAGAUAAGGUAAAUAUCGAGGUGGACAUGUUAGGUAAAUAUGUGGAACGGAUUCUCGAACCGCUAAUAAAAGGUGAUGGCAAUGGUGUUGGUGGAUAUUUGGAAAAGUGUGUGAAAAACUAUUUAAGUGAUAAAUAG
This is a messenger RNA of Ambispora gerdemannii, 690 nucleotides long. Lineage: Eukaryota; Fungi; Glomeromycota; Glomeromycetes; Archaeosporales; Ambisporaceae. The record is from the annotation of a GenBank genome assembly.